Molecule: messenger RNA, 3288 nt
Organism: Penaeus monodon (black tiger shrimp)
Lineage: Eukaryota; Metazoa; Arthropoda; Malacostraca; Decapoda; Penaeidae
Exons: 3
Coding region: 1-3279 (1092 amino acids)
Source: RefSeq, a predicted model, not a curated record
AUGGCCGACAAGUUGCGACGCGCUGUACGUGUGAAAAAUAUGAAAUCUAGAACUGCCCUACGCCUACUUCCCUCCUCCACCGACACACAGGUCUCUGCGUGUGUGCAUGUUGCAACAGGUUCCAUCACUGGGAACCGUGCUGGGCGGUGGAGAGGCGGGCGAGCCACACUCUCUCGCCAGACGCUGUUGCAAACAGACUACGGUAUAGUUCCUGUGUUCGGUGAUUUCCGCUUAUUCUGCAUAAACAUUGAGGACUGCUUCGUGAUUCGUAAAGAGUUGUGGAUUCUCAGCAUUGAGCGCAAGCAGACUCAAUACCUAUUGGCUAAGACGAUGGAGAGGUCCAGUGAAGUGUCUGACACGGACACAAACGGCUGGUCAUGGAGUCCAUCAGCGACCAAGCUGUCGUGCGCUUUCCCUCGAGGCUGGUCCUGGAGUCCAGUCGCAGGACGCGAGUCGGGCGAGCAGCCCAACUGUUGGUCAUGGAGUCCAUAUCUCAGGCUCACACGUCAGAAAUUACGUACGAAGUGGUCGUGGAGUCCUCAUACCAUAGACAUGCCAACACAAGUGGCAGCUUUCAAAGUUCUAAGAAGGUCAUUGCCAGCAAACAGAAUGAAAUGCUUUAAACUGCCGAAGCACUGUGGGGAGGAAAGGCCACCUCAUGGAAACAUGUCCGUAAGGCGAAAUGGUUCACGGGGGCUGUGCGUGCAUGUGCCAUGCGAUGGUGAUGAUGUGCAUGAUUUUGCAUCAGUGACAGGUUUGCACCCAACUCGAGAAGGAGAAAUUUGCCAUAAUCCAUCCUUGUUAUUCACGGAACUAAACCUCCAAACAUGUGAGGAUGGCCUCAGCAAAGACACUGAUGAGCUAUCUGUCUCUUCAGAUUACGGUGUUCUGCAAACGUCUACAGAUAGUUUACAGAAGUUCGAAAAUAAAGUUAAGAUGGAAAUGGCAAAUGAAGAGAUUUCUUGUACUUCAGAUCCGUCACCUAAUGCAGAAGAUGGAAAUGAAUCGUUCGUUGGCGAUGGAACGCCACCAGACGGAACUGACUUGAGUUCCCCGUUGCCACCAGUCCUGGCUGCCACGACUCCCCUUGCUGGAGGUUCCGAGAUAGUCCAGGGAAAGCUUGUAGGUGAUGACGCUUCUGCUCCAUCGACUACAGAUGUUACUGAUGGCAGGACCAAUAACCAAAACAACAUGUUAGGUCAAAUAAUCAACCCAAAGGAUUCUGACAGUGAUGUAAAGCAAUCUCUGUGUAGUAUCACUGAAAUAAAUGUUAACUGCAAUUAUUCUUCACGUCUGAUUAACAGUGAAAGCAGUAUGAAUGCUGAGGCUCACUGCCAUGAAAGUAGCAGUAAUCGUUGCAAUAAAAUUGGUAAAGCAAACUUUUGUGUGAACAAGGACAAAAUAAGUAUUAAUGCUGACAUUCCAACUGCUAUUAGUGUAAUUUGUGAAGUGAGUAGAAAGUGUCGAGUCAACGCCAAUACUGAUAGUGAAAAUAAUUUAACUGAGGCAAUUAGUACUGAGAGUGCUGAAGGAUCAGUGUUAUUUGUGAAUACAGUUAACAAUACGGAAGAGUUUGGUGAUUCACUAGAUACAGAAAAUACAAAAGAAACAGAAUAUGGGGAAUCGGCAAUAGAUAAUGAAAGUGAUAAGGCAAGAAAAACUAUUGAUAAAACAGUAAGUGAUGAAGAUACAGAUUUGUCUGCACUAAAUGCUACUGAUAAUACUGCAGGGGAAACGCUUGUUGAAAUGUUAGAAGAAAAUGAGACGGUAGUUGGAGAGCACAAGGCGUUGGGCCAUCCAUUGUCACUCACUGGUGAUGGUGAAAUGCAAGUUGAUAAAUUAAUAACCAAUGUGUCGGAACAAGUUGAUGUAUCAUAUGAUGUAUCACCGCCAGAUGAUUUUGAAGAGCCAGGAAAUGAACAUUUGCAAAUGGUAAAUGAUGAAGUAAGCAAGAAGCUGAUUAAUACAGCAACAGAUGAAGCUACAGUACAUGACAUUUUGCCAACAGAAAACAGUGUUAAACAGGCUGCAAUCGAUCGUUCGUCAGAAAUUGCUGAAGAUGAUGCAAGAAGUAGAAGCUUGAUCACGUCAUCAAUGAUGGAUAUUCCUGUUAAUGGAGGAAGCGAGGACGAUCCAGAUGACUUAUCAAAAGAUGAGUGUGGACUGGAUGUGUCAGUACCGAGUACUGUAGAACACUGUUUCGCUGAUCAGAGAGAGAAGUUUCCUCUUUCACCAAAUGAAAAUUCAACGAAUAAAACAAAUGAAGAUAGUGACAUAUUAACACAUGGUACUAUUGAUACAAUAGCUACUCAAAGGACAAUAAACGUGCAUUCUGAUGUUGCAUCCGAAACUGCUAUGCUUUGCAGUUUACUGGUGGAUAAAACGCAUGAUAUCGAACCUACCUGUCAAGCACCAGUCGAUUCACUACGGAUGAGCUAUGAAAUUGAAAACAGAGAAAUUAAUCACAAAAUUUCCACAAGACUGCGGGAUGUACCUUUGAAAGACACAGGUAAAAGCAUGGAAAUAAAGAAUGUUGACAAUGCUUUGUUUUCCAUAAUUAGUGAGAUGGUUGAAAGCAAUCCAGGCCUCCCAGAGGAUUAUGCACAUCCUGCAAAUCAAAUUAAAGGCAAAAAUAAAUUUGUGUCGGUUGUAUGUAAUAACAAACAUGCAAAUGAAGGAACUUUUGAUAAUUGCCUUCCAAAACCAGCAUCUGCAUUUGGAGAACAUGGGUUCAGUGACUUUGCUAAUAACACCAAAGUAUCGGACAUGUCGCAAGAACCUAAUGCUGUGACUUUUCAGAGCUUGAGUGAUGUGUUUGCAAUGAAGGGAAAAUGUUCAUCUGGCAGUAAUUUUCCAAUCUUAGCAAGUCAACUGUCUUCAGCUGCAAAUGGUAGAGAAAGUCAUAAUCCUACAUUACAUGAUGAACAUAGUACCCCAUCAGAGAACAGCUUUGAUAUUUCUGAAUCCAGUAAAAGGUUUCUAGACUUGGAAGAGCAAACUUGGAAUCCAAAGUCUGUAUUAAACAUUCGUUAUAUAUCAUCAAAAGACGAGCCUUUAAUGCCAAACACGAUAUGCAUUACAUCUCCAACAGAAGUAGAAUCCAGCAGUGCAUUAAUAAGGGAAGUUAGAUCAAAGAGUGGAUCACCAACAGACGUUAGAUCAAGGAGUGCAUUGCGAACAGAAAUUAGAUCCAGGAGUGCAUCUCCAACAGAAGUUGGAUCCAGGAGUGCAUCACCAACAGAAGUUUGGAGCCAGGAUUGCAUCACUAAGAGAAGUUAGAUCCAGGAG